AUGUCGGCGCUCUUUGACGAAGACUGCUCCUACGUCAACGAAGACGAUAUUCACUCUUUUGCUAAAGCGCUCGUGUGGGACGAUGACGACUACCUUUCGACUAGCUCGUCUCCAAGUUUGCCCAAGUAUUCUGAAGUGAAACAGGAGGCAGAGGCGAUGGACUCCUUGAAUCUGGAGAAACCAACGUUGAUAGCGCUGGCAUCAGACUGGUUUCCAAUAACGGGGUCCAAGCCAAAGAAGAAGGAGAGCUUGUCUACCAGAGAUCGGUUCACCAACGAGUUUCGGCACCUGUCAUCGUAUAAGCUUCUCCGAUGGCCAGUGUUGGUGUUCAUUCUCAUUUGGGUGGUUAUUUUGUGUUUUGUAUGCAAUUGUGAGAGGACAUACGAGGAGUGGGUGGAGAACGCCAAAGCGUUGGACAAGUACCUUGGGCUUGAAGAGUGGUCUCACAACCCUAAGUUCUCAUACUACGACUACAAGACUGUCCAGAAGACCAUCCACAGAAUCAGAGUGUUGAGGAAAAAAAAUGACGUCUCCAAUUUGAUGGUGUUUUUGCAAGGAUGCCUCAAAAAGAACUUUGCGGGAAUCGAAAACAAACAACUUUACUCCCACAAGUACUAUGGCACCAAAGAUUUGGUUCAUGAAUAUGUGGACGAGGUGAUUCGUUGUAUUGAUUGUGUCACCAAUGCAAGCACGCUGGUCGUGCUGGCAAAGAAAAAACCUUUGUGCCUCAGCGGAGGCGCCUGCUUCGCUUAUACGCAUUUCGGUAUCGUCAAAGCGCUUCUAGACAACGACGUUCUCCCGCUGAUUAUCUCGGGAACUUCAGGUGGUGGUCUUAUAGCGGCUUUGGCGUGCACUAGGACAGAUGAAGAGCUCAGACAACUUUUGGUGCCUCGUUUAGCUAAGAAAAGCACGGCUUGCGAAGACCCUUGCAAAUCGUGUUACUUCACAAAGGGCUCUACCACUUUUCAAGAAGCAUACAAGGCCACGGGCCGUCGUCUCAAUAUCUCCACUGUGCCAGCCGAACCACAUUCACCUGUGAUUCUUUGCAAUUCAAUCACAUCACCAAACUGUAUUAUCUGGUCAUCUCUUCUUGCCUCAUCGGCUGUUCCAGGUAUCCUCAACCCCGUUGUGCUUAUGACGAAAGACAAAAAUGGUGAGGUUGUUCCGUUCAGCUUGGGCAUUAAGUGGAAAGAUGGCUCCUUGCGUACAGACAUUCCUAUCAACGCACUCAACACUUAUUACAAUGUCAACUUUACUAUUGUGUCUCAGGUGAACCCUCAUAUUUCCCUAUUUUUCUUUGCUCUAAAGGGACUGUGGGACGACCUGUGGCUACGCCUAGAAGAAAGACCAAGAAACAAAAAUUUGCGUCGCUUCGGGGAGGAUUUAUUGCUACUGCCUUGGAGCAACUCUUCAAGCUCGAGAUCAAAAGUGGCUCGAGAUUGUGAAAACUCUAGAUUUGCUUCCCAUGUGGCGUGA
Molecule: messenger RNA, 1476 nt
Organism: Candidozyma auris
Lineage: Eukaryota; Fungi; Ascomycota; Pichiomycetes; Serinales; Metschnikowiaceae
Exons: 4
Coding region: 1-1476 (491 amino acids)
Biological process (GO): lipid metabolic process
Molecular function (GO): triacylglycerol lipase activity
Source: RefSeq, a predicted model, not a curated record